Pimephales promelas (fathead minnow) is the source of this 4052-nucleotide messenger RNA. The record is from RefSeq and is a predicted model, not a curated record. NCBI's taxonomy places the organism in Eukaryota, Metazoa, Chordata, Actinopteri, Cypriniformes, Leuciscidae.
ACAAACAGGGAGUGUUGUGUGGAGAGGCCGCGGUGUUCACAUAAGACGCAACGAUAUCUGAUAAUUGGUCGAAUAAACGGCGUGUUUUGCGGACUGUGAUGUAUAACUCGCGUGCAGGGAAGUAGAAGACGAUAUUUCCAGCAUAUAUUUAACGUUACUUAAAAACCCACCGCAUUCAUCAAAUCCAGCAUGCGGCAUUUUCACGCGCUAAUCUUGGAUCUGAAAUGGACACAAAUGCGACCUGAGACACUGAUAUAUCUGUGAUAUUCCCUCACGGUGAUUCUGACUGCAUUGGUGAAGACGAUUGGCAUUCAAGUCAAUUCUUCAUUCAUGCACGUAUCAUACGGAUACUGAAGACCAUCUGUUCGUCUGUUGUGUUAUAUUUAAUUGUCAGUAAAGGACUUGUCCAGUCACAGUGAUUUCAGCAUCACAGCAGUGCCAUGCACCCCCCAUCCAAAAAGCUGAUGCCCACAUAGAGGUCUCUGAACAGACACCCUCUGGCCGCAGAGGAUGCUGGGAAUGUGUCGUGGGCGCAGGAAGUUUGUGGCUGCCUCCCUCGCCCUGAUCUUUAUCCCGGCCCUCACCUGGCUCUAUCUGUCCUCCGCGAACUUCACAGUCAAACCGCUGUCUCUGUCACCGUUGGAUCCUCAGUCAUCGGUGCUGAUCGGUGCGGCCGCCGAGCAUCAGGCUUUGGAGCUGCGGCUACGAGACGUGGAGGAACAUAACCAUGCCCUGCGGAGAGAGAUUAGCCUGUUGCCCAGGGUCCCGACCCAUAGCAGCCAUCAUAGCAACGGUCGCCAAGGCAACCACCUUCACACCCAUUCCACUGAAGAGGGUACAGGUGAUAGUGAGGCUAAAAAAGGAGUUGCCUCGGGCAACAGCUCGGACUGUGUGCCUCAGCCUGUGGUGAACAAAUGUGAGACCAUUCACAUUGCCAUCGUGUGUGCGGGGUACAAUGCGAGCAGAGAUGUCGUCACUUUGGUCAAGUCAGUUCUGUUUCACAGACGGAACCCACUCCACUUCCAUAUUAUCACGGACUCCAUCGCUCGGAAGAUCCUGGCCGACCUCUUUCACACCUGGAUGGUGCCGGCCGUCCAUGUCAACUUCUAUGACGCUGAUGAGCUGAAGUCUGAGGUGUCUUGGAUCCCUAACAAGCAUUAUUCUGGCAUCUAUGGCCUGAUGAAACUGGUGCUGACCAAGACGCUGCCCUCCGACCUAGAGAAGGUCAUCGUCCUGGAUACUGACAUCACCUUUGCCACAGACAUCGCUGAGCUGUGGGUCGUCUUCCACAAGUUUAAAGGUCAGCAGGUUCUUGGUUUAGUGGAGAAUCAGAGCGAUUGGUACCUGGGGAACCUGUGGAAGAACCAUCGGCCGUGGCCAGCAUUGGGCAGAGGAUUUAACACCGGUGUGAUUCUGCUGUUGUUGGACCGUUUGAGGAAGCUGAAGUGGGAACAGAUGUGGCGGCUGACGGCAGAAAGAGAGCUCAUGAGCAUGCUGUCUACAUCACUUGCUGAUCAGGACAUCUUCAACGCUGUGAUCAAGCAGAACCCGUUCCUGGUGCACCAGCUGCCCUGCUUCUGGAACGUUCAGCUGUCGGACCACACCCGCUCCGAGAAGUGCUACAAAGACGUGUCCGACCUCAAGGUGAUUCACUGGAACUCUCCGAAGAAACUGCGUGUUAAAAACAAACACGUGGAGUUCUUCAGGAAUCUCUAUCUGACGUUCCUGGAGUAUGAUGGGAAUCUGCUGAGGCGUGAGCUUUUUGGCUGUCCCAGUGAAACAGACCACAACUCGGAGAAUCUCCAAAAGACCCUAUCCGAGCUGGAUGAAGAUGACCCAUGCUACGAGUUCCGUCGGGAGCGCUUUACUGUGCACCGCACACACGUCUAUUUCCUGCACUAUGAGUAUGAACCAACCUCAGAUAACACGGACGUGACGCUGGUGGCCCAGCUUUCUAUGGACAGGCUGCAGAUGCUAGAGGCCAUCUGUAAACACUGGGAAGGGCCCAUCAGUCUGGCCCUCUACCUCUCCGAUGCCGAAGCCCAGCAGUUUCUGCGAUACGCUCAGGGCUCGGAGGUUCUGAUGAGCAGGAGCAACGUGGGAUACCACAUAGUCUAUAAAGAAGGCCAGUUCUACCCUGUUAACCUGCUGCGUAAUGUUGCUUUGGGGCAGGUCAACACACCCUACAUGUUCCUGUCGGAUAUCGACUUCUUGCCCAUGUAUGGACUCUAUGAGUACCUCAGGAAAUCAGUUGUUCAGCUUGAUAUGGCGAACACUAAAAAGGCUCUUGUGGUUCCGGCGUUUGAAACACUGCGCUAUCGGCUGUCCUUUCCUAAAUCUAAAGCAGAGCUCUUGUCGCAGCUCGACAUGGGCACUCUGUUCACGUUCAGAUACCACGUCUGGACAAAAGGUCAUGCUCCCACAGACUUUGCCAAAUGGAGAACCGCUACAACGCCGUACCGAGUUCAGUGGGAGGCCGACUUUGAGCCGUAUGUGAUGGUCAGACGAGAAAGCCCCGAGUACGACCGGCGCUUUGUGGGGUUUGGGUGGAAUAAAGUAGCUCACAUCAUGGAGUUGGACGCUCAGGAGUACGAGUUUGUGGUUCUGCCCAACGCCUACAUGAUCCACAUGCCUCACGCGCCCAGUUUUGACAUCACCAAGUUUCGCUCAAACAAACAGUACCGCGCUUGUCUGAAGACGCUGAAGGAAGAGUUUCAGCAGAACAUGUCCCGGCGCUACGGUUUCGCCGCGCUCAAAUACAUGACAGUGGAUAACAACAGCUAGCCGAGCACAUGGUCCCAGAAACCGAAACGAGAACCUCCACGCGCUGAUCCUGACGGCACCUUCAGUGGAACUGGGAACGCAGGGUUAUUAGGAGGCACGGCUUGUGAUCAUCCAUUCAUUCAGGGAUCCGACGAGACGUUUAUCAGUGGUGUUUGACACCGGUGCCGAGAAUUAAACUGUUGAUUCCAAGUCACUUUUUGUGAGAAGGCGAGCAGAUUCAGCUAACGGAAACUUCUAGAAUAAAUGAUGUCUGUUGUUACUUAUUAAAAAUGGACAACAACACUGAUGCACUUCAGAUUAAAGCCUUGAAUCUUCUACCUUUUCUCACAUCUGAAUAUCAAUCUAUUGGUAGACCUUAUGCCUCUCUUCAUCUCUACAAUCAUUCUUUCUGGGUCGAAUAAGUUAUCUAUCUCUGUCUAAAAACUGUUUAUCUAACAAUCUAUAUCUGUCGUACUAUGCUGUCUGACAAUCUGUUUCUAUAUCCAUCUAACAGUUUGUCUGAAUCUCUUUGUCUCUCUAUAUAUCAUUUGCCUGUCUGAAACUCUUGUCUAUAUCUCUUUCUCAAAAUACGUCUGUCAAUUUAACUAGCUCUCAUUAUAUCAACAAUCUCUCUCUCUCUCUGGAUUCAAGGUUUCAGUCUCUGUGUCGACAGUAGUGGGAAUUGUGUUGAUUCUCACUGCAGAUGUGAACCGUGUAAUAAACAGGGAUCUUCACUCAUCGGACUGGCAAUAAUCCGUAACGAGAGGCCAAAGCGAACACUUCAUCGAGAUGGCAUCGCAGCACACUAACAGACUUAUGCACUCGAUUGCAGGCUUAAUUAACCAACUUAAUCACUUUCUUCAUUAUUUGUAGAAGAUAGUGGAGUUGAUGGACGUGUCAUGAGUUAUAAUUCCCCACCGGCGAACAACAUGUCUGACUCAGGCUCGUGUUCAGAGAAUACAUCAGCUGGUGUUUUGCCUUUUUUACCACCCUGACUGCACACAAGCUCAACGUGUGUUGGUUUCAUCUGCCAUACGUCUCUAAAACGUGUCCUGUGUGAAGUUAUAUACUGAGAUUCAUCAGUUUACCACCUACAUGAUUGUGAAUUUUUUGGUGAAUCAGAUAUUUUCAAUAUGUUUGUAUGACUUUUUCGGCAGCAUAAGUGUGUAUCAAUGAAGUGCUUUUAAUUACAGUAAGCCUGCGAGAUCUUUUCUAUAAGUUGAGUUCAUUCACAGGAGGACUGCUGCUUUAUUUCAUCUUUCUUUAUUGGUUUUUGAAGGAAAAAUCAU